AUGCAAGAUGUUGGUAAUAACAAUGAGAUAUUCGUAACUUUGGUUCUAACUGAAUCAACCACAAGUUUGUUAAAUCUCAGUUUACAACAUUUGGAACAUUUUCAUCCUGAAAAUUCACGUAUAUGUCUGAUCACUCCCAGUGAGUACAGUUAUCUCAAAGAAAAAUACAGCAAUGAAGAUAAACAGUAUCUAGCGAACCCUGGAUGUAGUAAUGAUCGAGAAGGUCGACAAAUCGAGGAAAUUUAUCUGAAAAUUUCUUCAGAUGUAGCACUGUUCUCUACAAACAUUUGCUCUUCAUCUUCCUUUAUGUAUGACAUAUCUGAUGAAGAUUUAGUAGCUGACGAAGAGAGUACUCUACUGAAUGUGAUUAAUAUAUUUGAGGCUAGAAAGAUUCACACACUUCCAUUGCUUUCUGCAAGGAGUAUGGCUCACGCUAAUAAAUUGAACGUGCAUUCACAUGAUAUCUACGUUUCACUACUUGAUUCAAAUUCGAGCACGACAUCCCGAUGCCACAUAUGUCGGAUUUGCCAUGGUGGUGAUAGUAUGGAUGAUCUUUUGACAACUUGUCGAUGUAGAGGUUCAAUAGCGCUAGUUCACCUCAAAUGUCUGGAAAGAUGGUUGAGAGAAUCCAAUCAUAGUAGCUGUGAAUUAUGCCAGCAUCAUUAUAAAAUCGUUAGAGAACCAAAAUAUGGCAUUCCUUGGUCCGUUGUAAUGUAUCUCAAACAGCCAGGACCACAUUUGAAAGAUAUCUUACUUGAUCUAUUGGCCUUUUCUAUAUACACCCCUUCUGCCAUAGCGUCAACUUAUAUGUUGAUGGUGAUAUGCGAAUCCUUGGUUAAGAAUAAUUAUAUCAAAACGGGCACACUUGCCUCCCAUAUCGUGGCGUUUUCAGCUGUUUUUGGUAUGGCUGCCAUCGAUUUCACGUAUACUUCUUGGUUAGUGGUGACUAUGCAAAGGCAUAUUGAUGCUUGGAGAGAAUGGUACAGUACUACCUGCACGCUUAAACUAAAUCUUCCACAAAUAAAACUAAGACCUCAGAGGUUCAAGAAGAAAAGAAGCACUAAAUAA
Messenger RNA from Phaedon cochleariae (mustard beetle), 1068 nucleotides. Lineage: Eukaryota; Metazoa; Arthropoda; Insecta; Coleoptera; Chrysomelidae. The record is from the annotation of a GenBank genome assembly.